Messenger RNA from Durio zibethinus, 2725 nucleotides. Its product is annotated as putative ethylene response sensor 1. Lineage: Eukaryota; Viridiplantae; Streptophyta; Magnoliopsida; Malvales; Malvaceae. Gene Ontology annotation, cellular component: endoplasmic reticulum. Gene Ontology annotation, molecular function: ethylene binding; ethylene receptor activity; protein binding. The record is from RefSeq and is a predicted model, not a curated record. Gene Ontology annotation, biological process: phosphorylation; signal transduction.
UCAAAGUAUUAUCAUUGUUUCCUGAAUUACAAAGUAAUUUGUGAAUGAUUUUAUCCAACUUCCGCGUUAGAUGAGAUAAUCCAAGUCAGGUUCCGCACGUGUAAAACCUCCCUUUGAAUUCGUGCGCCGCCUUCUCUUGUCCGUGAAGCCUUUUCCUGUGGGGAUAUCGCCGUCCUUAACUUCACUUUACUCAUUUUUCCUACUCCUUCCCUUUAUAUAUGUAUAUAUAUGUUUUUUCUUCUCUCUUAGUGCAACAUCAACAACAUCAAAUAAAGAAGCUCAAAGGGGAAAGGGGGAGCUUUCAAUCUCUCUCUUUCGUAAAAUGGACCGCUUGGAUCACGCGCCUGACCUCUGCAACUAAUCUCUGGCCGUCCAACCUCCUUUCCGGUCUUCACUAGCUCGAUUUAGCGUGGUUGUUGUCACAUAAUGGACAGUUGCGAUUGUAUUGACUCGCAGUGGCCACAAGAAGAACUGCUGGUUAAAUAUCAGUAUAUAUCAGAUGUCUUAAUCGCCCUUGCUUAUUUCUCAAUUCCCUUAGAACUUAUAUAUUUUGUUCAAAAAUCUGCGUUCUUCCCAUAUCGAUGGGUGCUUAUGCAAUUCGGUGCUUUUAUCAUUCUUUGUGGAGCGACUCACUUUAUAAACUUGUGGACAUUCACUAUGCACUCUAAAGCUGUUGCUGUGGUGAUGACCAUUGCGAAGGUUUCAUGUGCUAUUGUAUCAUGUGCAACUGCUUUGAUGCUUGUACACAUUAUUCCUGAUCUGUUGAGUGUUAAAACUCGGGAAUUAUUUCUAAGAAACAAGGCCGAAGAGCUUGACAGGGAAAUGGGCCUCAUUCUCACUCAAGAAGAAACUGGAAGGCAUGUGAGGAUGCUGACUCAUGAAAUCAGAAGCACGCUUGACAGGCAUACGAUAUUGAGGACUACCCUUGUUGAAUUAGGUAGGACCUUGGGCCUGGAGGAAUGUGCCCUCUGGAUGCCAUCAAGGACUGGUAUGAAUCUGCUACUUUCCCAUACUCUAAACUACCAAAUAAAAGUUGGAUCUACUGUGCCAAUAAAUCUGCCUAUAAUCAAUGAAGUCUUCAAUAGCGCUCGAGCAGUGCAUAUACCCUAUACCUGCCCACUAGCUAGUAUGAUCAGGCCUCUAGUAGGAAGAUAUGUGCCACCAGAGGUUGUUGCUGUUCGGGUACCCCUUUUACAUCUAUCAAAUUUCCAAAUCAAUGACUGGCCUGAUCUCUCUGCAAAAAGCUAUGCAGUCAUGGUUCUUAUUCUCCCCACCGACAGUGCCAGAAAAUGGCGAGACCAUGAAUUGGAACUUGUCGAAGUUGUGGCAGACCAGGUUGCUGUUGCUCUUUCUCACGCUGCUAUUCUGGAAGAAUCUAUGCGGGCUCGUAAUCAGCUCGUGGAGCAAAAUGUUGCUUUAGACUUGGCUCGUCGGGAGGCUGAGAAGGCAAUUCAUGCGCGGAAUGAUUUCCUUGCUGUAAUGAACCAUGAAAUGCGCACACCAAUGCAUGCAAUUAUUGCAUUGUGUUCACUUCUUUUGGAGACUGAGCUAACUCCAGAGCAAAGAGUUAUGAUCGAGACAGUACUAAAGAGUAGCAACCUUUUGGCAACCCUUAUCAAUGAUGUUCUGGAUCUUUCUCGACUUGAAGAUGGCAGCCUAGAAUUAGACUUUGAAAUGUUCAAUCUUCAUGGAAUCUUCAAAGAGGUCAUUAAUCUGAUAAAGCCCAUUGCAUUUGUAAAGAAGCUAUCUAUGACUAUGAUUCUGGAUCCUGAUUUGCCAAUGUAUGCUGUUGGUGAUGAGAAACGGCUUAUGCAAACUAUUUUAAAUGUUGUGGGUAAUGCUGUGAAGUUCACGAAGGAAGGUUAUGUUUCAAUUAUGGCUUCUGUUGCAAAACCAGAGUCUGUAAGAGAUUGGCAACGUCCAGAAUUUUACCCGGUGUCAAGUGAAGGCCACUUCUACUUACAAGUGCAGGUCAAGGAUUCGGGUUGUGGUGUCCUCCCACAAGAAAUACCGAAUCUUUUUACUAAGUUUGCACAGCCCCAAAGUGGAUCUGGUCGAAAUAGUGGAGGUGCUGGACUUGGACUUGCUAUUUGUAAAAGGUUUGUAAAUUUGAUGGGGGGCCACAUAUGGAUGGAGAGUGAGGGCCUUGGCAAAGGUAGCAGAGCAACAUUCCUGGUCAAACUUGGGAUCUGCAACAAUCCGAAUGAUUCAUCUAUCCAUCAAGUUUCAUCUAACAUUAGAGCUUAUCAUGGAAGUGCGGAUUUGACUGGACAAAAACCGAUAUUAAGAGAUAGCGAUCCCGGUACUUCAUCCGAUGCACGAUACCAGAGGAGUCUUUAGAUGAUAGUGGGAGCUAAUGUUGCAAUGAGAAAAGUCGAUUUUCAUAUUGUUUGAGGGUGAAGUUGAUGAAUGCUGUCUGAAACUGAAGCUUGAAUAUAAUCUCAUGUUAAUAGAGUUAAUGAAGGUAGCAAUUUCCAUGUGUUAUCUCUAUGUAAUCCUUCACAUUAUCUCAACCGCAAAAAGAAAAGAUAAAAAAGCUGUAUAAAAAGGAUUUAUCGUUCGGCGGUGAAUAAUUUGCCGGAUCAAUUGAUUCUCAAAAUGGCAUUAGGUAAAUCUUCUAACCAGAUUUUUCCUUUUUCAUUUUUUUUUGUUCCCUAAUGAGAACAGCUCCGUUAAGAGUUUAGAGUUAGGGUUAGUGGAAAUUUAGACUUUUUUAAUUGACCGG